CCUUCAUCCCUCCAAUCCUCAUCUGUUCCUCAUAGGAGCAGGGUAGAGAGAGAGGGGUGAGACACACACACACACACACACACACACACACACACACACACACACACACACACUCACACACACACGCACACAGGAAUACAGCGACCCUGUGAGUGCCAUCAACAGUGAAUGACCAGGAUAAAGUGAAGUAACAGUGGGAUCGAACCUAUGCCAGGCAGCCAGGGAUCACCCCACAGAAGCCUGAUCAUCUAGCACCGCAGACCGAAGAGGACCCCCUCUGAUCGCUCCAGCGUUUUGCAUAAGCCCGUCGCCUGUCUCUCCGUCUGCUUCGGGGACAGUUCCUGAGAGCCAGCACCAUGGGUGAACUAGAGGAAAUGAGAAAAGAGGCAGAAAACAUAAAAGAUCAGAUCACUGAGGUCCGUAAGGGCUUUCAGGACACCUCCCUGCAGGAGGCCACAGCGUCGGUCACCGUGGUGAGCCGGGUCCAGCUGAAGACCAGGAAGACCCUCAGGGGUCACCUGGCCAAGAUCUACGCCAUGCACUGGGGCACAGAGUCCAAGCUGUGUGUGAGUGCUUCCCAAGAUGGUAAACUCAUCGUGUGGGACACCAUUACUACCAACAAGGUGAGCGCCAUCCCUCUGAAGUCCUCAUGGGUCAUGACCUGUGCCUAUGCCCCCUCUGGGAACAUGGUGGCCUGUGGCGGUCUGGACAACAUGUGCUCCAUCUACAACCUCAAGGGCAAGGACGGCAACGUGAAGGUCAUGCGCGAGCUGGCUGCCCACACCGGUUACCUUUCCUGCUGCCGUUUCAUCAGUGACAGCGAGAUCAUCACCAGCUCAGGGGACUGCACUUGCGUGCUGUGGGACAUCGAGACCGGCACGCAGAAGACGGUGUUUGCUGGUCACCUGGGGGAUGCCAUGUCUCUUGCCGUGUCCCCGGACUUUAACCAGUUCAUCUCCGGGGCGUGCGACUACACCGCCAAGCUGUGGGACAUCCGAGAGGGUGUGUGCAGACAGACCUUCUCAGGCCACGAGAGCGACAUCAACUCCAUCGGGUUCUUCCCCAACGGAAACGCUGUGAUCACGGGGUCUGACGACGGCACCUGUAAGAUGUAUGACAUCCGGGCAGACCAGGAGCUCAUCACCUACCAGGACUCAAGCAUCAUGUGCGGGGUCACCUCCCUAGCCCCGUCCCGGUCCGGGCGCCUGCUGCUGGCCGGCUACGACGAUUUCAACGUCAACAUCUGGGACACCCUGAAGGCGGAGAGAGUGGGCGUGUUGGCCGGUCACGACAACAGAGUGAGCUGCAUCGGAGUGUCCACAGAUGGGAUGGCGUGUUGCACGGGCUCAUGGGACAACUUCCUCAAGAUAUGGAACUGACAACCUCGUACCCAGCAACAGAAACCCAGCGGGAGAAAAUAGGGGAGUCUGACCGAAACCUGCCACGAAGUCAAAAACAGCAGACGCACACACAAGGGGGAAGAAUGGGUGAUCUAGGGAGGGAUAUGGGCUGAGGACGUAAAGAUAACACAUUUAACAUUAGAGAAAGAAAAGAUGAUAUUUACUGUGCCAAGUCCUAUCAGAUGUUUGAGAAGGGGUCGAGUAGAGGGAAUGAGUUAAUGCUCUUAAAUAACUUUGAUCUCUCCCACUUUUGGUUUCUGUCAAGUUAUAGGCUUGGAGGUGGGGUAGGGUGCGUGGGUAGUGCUGGGGAUCUAAUCAAAGGUGGUGUAUACUCAAGAUUCAAAUUGAUUACCAUAUGCACAUUUCUUGCUGUCAUUGGAAGAACCACCUAUCACCAGUUGCCAAAUGGAAAAAGUAGUAAUUGAGUGAGAUAUACACAUGAUACCUGUCCCAGUACGACUUAAGUAGGCAAUGCAGGGUAAAAGCAUAGUCUAUAUCAUACAAUAAGUUAAAAUAACUAAUCAUUUUUGAGCAGUUGCGUUUUUGUCUCAAACUUUUGAGUAGGCCUACGGUAGUUAUUUCCUCGAGUCUGGUUCCUUAUCCUAUAUUUUUUCUUUCCAUUUUCUAAAUACCCUCAUAGAAUGGAUUAGUGAGUCUGUCUACAUUUGAUGUCAAUGAGUUGUUUUUGUAUGUGUGUGUGUUUGAUAGACGAUGUUUACUUGAGGGAGUGAUGUUUUUUGCCCUAUUCCGCCACUAGCUAGUCAGGAGAAGUGCUUUGAGUCAGCCGUCGGAUUCAGAACGGAUUAUCCAAUGAAAACGCAUGCCUCGCUGAGCACUUACAAAAGAAAAAUGACCUGUCUUUUUAGAUUUAUCAGAGGACAUGGGGUGUACCAGUGUCCGUGCGUGCGUACGUGUAUGAUAAAGGAUACAAUAUGCAAAUGAACAUCAUAAUCUGUAUGCUUUCGUUUCCCUUUUAAAACCCUCCAGAAUUUACAUAACUGCAUUGGUUUCCAUAGAGCACCAGGUCUCACUAGGAUUCGGACUGCCUUUCGUCCACACUGGAUACAUGCUGUGCUUGGCAAUGCCAUAGUACCUUUCUGAAUCAUUUCUAAUAAAUGUGGAAUUCUGCAUCACA
This is a messenger RNA of Gadus macrocephalus (Pacific cod), 2535 nucleotides long. It is a transcript of the gene gnb3a, whose product is annotated as guanine nucleotide binding protein (G protein), beta polypeptide 3a. Lineage: Eukaryota; Metazoa; Chordata; Actinopteri; Gadiformes; Gadidae. Gene Ontology annotation, molecular function: protein binding; signaling receptor complex adaptor activity. Gene Ontology annotation, cellular component: cytoplasm; heterotrimeric G-protein complex. The transcript has 9 exons. Gene Ontology annotation, biological process: G protein-coupled receptor signaling pathway. The record is from RefSeq and is a predicted model, not a curated record. The coding region runs from base 357 to 1379 and encodes 340 amino acids.